AUGGAUAUGGAACUGAAGACGGGUGCUGUUCGUUUGAAUUUUGAAAGGACAGAAGCAUGGAUCGACAAAAACGAGCGUGCAGCCGCCACAAUUGGUUACUUGGUGGAGAGCAGCCAAUUGCAACUCAUCAAGAACACCUCGUCUGCCAGAGAAUUGUGGGACAUUCUUCAUGACUAUCACGUGAAGCAAACAUCGGCUGGGAGAGUAGUAUUAUUGAAGCGUAUGAGUCGGUUAGAGCUGGAAGAGAACGGUAAUGUAGAAGAACAUUUGAUCGCAAUGGACGCGAUGUAUGACAAGCUGGCGGAAGUAGGAUGUGACAUGGCAGAUGAGUUGAAAGGUGCUUUCAUACUGGCGAGUUUACCAGAGUCAUAUGAGGGUCUUGUAAAGGUAAUGGAAGGCAUAGAUGGAGGAUAA
Messenger RNA from Armigeres subalbatus, 414 nucleotides. RefSeq lists its product as uncharacterized. Lineage: Eukaryota; Metazoa; Arthropoda; Insecta; Diptera; Culicidae. The coding region runs from base 1 to 414 and encodes 137 amino acids. The record is from RefSeq and is a predicted model, not a curated record. The transcript is spliced from 2 exons.